AUGUUCUGUUUCGUAAAUUUCUGUUUGUUAUUUUUUUUUAAUUUCUUUAUCCUUGCGUUAAUGCAAGAAACUACCGGCCCCAUAGCGUACGAUAAAACAAUUGAGAUUGUAUAUAUUAUUCGAGAAAAGAUGUCUAUAACUGUUCGGUUAGAGGACCCAUUUGAUUGCAUAAAAUGGGCAGGUUUGCAAUACUCGUCAACAGAAGAAAUAGUUAAUUCCACAUAUUUGGACAACGUAACUAUAAAACAUAUGUCUUUAGAAUUAGAUUUUUUAAGUAAUUAUAGUACUUCGGGUAUUUUCAUUAUUUUUAACGACACAAAAGGCAAUACUUUUACAAAAGAGCCUUUGUUUAAAUUUACUCAAUCAAAUUCGAGAGGGCUUGAUGAAAAACACAUCUGCUUAAAACACUGUACAAUUAUUUUUAAUAUCAAGAAAGUCUUAAAAAAGUAUUGCAGUGACCACGGGAGGUUUACCCAUCAGUGUUGUAAAUCGAAGCAUCAAACCUCGAUAGGAGGGGAUAGUAAAGAGUUUAUAACGGCUGAAAUAAAUGUUGAAAAGACAAAUAGGAACAGCAAAGAAGAAUCAGUUGAAAUUGAUAUUAUUCCAAAUGACCCUAAAUUUUAUUACAAGCCUGAUAUAAAUUAUACCUUUAUAUGCAAUGCAUCACGUUUGCCAAAGAAUAUGUAUUUAUUGCUAAAUUUGAAAGAAGCCCAAGGUAACGAAAUCCAUAAGUUGUCUAAAAGUAAAGAAACUUUAUUAGAAUAUAGUUCAAGCUUACAAGAAAAAUAUAACAAUUCAAAGAUUUAUUGUGAAAUAAGAUCGAAAACGAAAAAAAAUUGGAGUAUUAAGUCAAGGGAGAUAACGCUAUUUCUAAAAGAAUCAAAAACUCAACAAAAUACAUCCCUUCAACAUGACGUCACAUUUCAUAUGAAUGAAUAUUAUAUAGGACUUAUACUGGGAGUCUUGUGUCUUUCUGUGGGUGUUAUUUUAUAUUUUUACUGUAAAUUUCGCGCAAAGAAAAACGCAUUACAAGAUACUACCGUUUAUACAUAUGCAACUCAACAAGAAGUCAUGUAUGCACAGCUACAAUUAGACUUGAACAAGUCACUUUCUGUACCUCCUAAAAAUGAGAGGAUACCUUACACAACAAUAGCGGGAGUACUCAAACCCUCAAAUAAAAGCAGAGAAAAA
Molecule: messenger RNA, 1191 nt
Organism: Brenthis ino (lesser marbled fritillary)
Lineage: Eukaryota; Metazoa; Arthropoda; Insecta; Lepidoptera; Nymphalidae
Source: the annotation of a GenBank genome assembly